AUGGCUGAUAUUACGGUCAGGCUCCGCCGCCUUUCGCAUUCCAUCGAGCGCUUGAUGUCCAUCGCGGGCACUCCAGGCGUGGCCAUCAGUGUAAUGACCAAGGACUAUCCGAUUUCCUACGACAAUCAUUGCUUUCGCGACGUUGAAAAUAAACUCGCUGUCACUGAAGAUACAAUCUUUCCGAUAUGUUCCUUGACCAAAGCCAUCACUGCCGCAGGAGUUAGUCUCCUUGUUGAGGAGGAUCGGGUAACAUGGGAUAGCCUCAUCAAGGAUAUCCUGCCUGAUUUCCGCUCCGUAAACCCUGUGCUUCAUAACGAUACUACCAUAACGGACAUUCUUUCCCACUGUACUGGGAUGGGCUGGGGUGAUAAUGUUAUUCUUGGAACUGCGGGUAACAUUCUUCUCGGCUCUGAAGACAUUAUGAAAUACAUCAAUAACAGGCCUCUCGUACGUCCAUUUCGUGCUCAGUUUGGAUACAACAACCUCCACUACGAAUUGGCUGACUCUAUUAUUGAACAGGUCAGUGGCCAGCCGUACUUCUACUUCAUGCAAAGCCGCCUCCUGGACCCUCUUGGCAUGGAACGGACCUCCUUCCAGGCGCCCUCAAAAAGUGUCCACGGUGUAGCUGUAUGCUACAACACUCUCGACGAUGCUUCCGCGGUCCCUAUCGACUUUCUUAAGAUAGGUGAUGAUGGGUACGGUGCCGCUAGCGGCGGGGCACGUUCGUCAGUCAAAGAUCUGCUCAAACUAUACAGCAGCUUUAUCAAAGGCUCCAAUUCUCAGGCCAGUGGAAACGUUAGCCCUGACGUUGGCUCGCCCCUCAAACAGCUGAGCCAUAUAAUCUCUGCAAAGAUUUCAUUUGACCAACCAUCGCAGCACGAGGCCUCGUAUGCAUUCGGAUGGGGAAGAGUUCAGCUUCCAGGUCGCUUCGGACAGAUCGGCCAACUGAUCAUUGAAGAGAUUGUUAACGCACCUUCAGAGCUCAGAAUCGACUUUAUUGGGCUAGCAGAAGCGGCUGUUACUGAGAAUCUGAAAUGGUACCCCCGAGUGUUGGACGAACUGGAGAAGGGUAGGAAAGCGGGAACAUCACCAAGACCACUCACCGAGUACGUCGGCACCUACUGGGAUGACUUGCAUAUACUUAAGGUCGAAGUCAAACUUGUUUGA
This is a messenger RNA of Fusarium fujikuroi IMI 58289, 1167 nucleotides long. RefSeq lists its product as uncharacterized. Lineage: Eukaryota; Fungi; Ascomycota; Sordariomycetes; Hypocreales; Nectriaceae. The transcript has a single exon. The record is from RefSeq and is a predicted model, not a curated record. Bases 1 to 1167 code for a protein of 388 amino acids.